Hypoxylon fragiforme is the source of this 1527-nucleotide messenger RNA. RefSeq lists its product as uncharacterized. Gene Ontology annotation, cellular component: lipid droplet; prospore membrane; ascospore wall. NCBI's taxonomy places the organism in Eukaryota, Fungi, Ascomycota, Sordariomycetes, Xylariales, Hypoxylaceae. The transcript is spliced from 2 exons. The record is from RefSeq and is a predicted model, not a curated record. Bases 119 to 1051 code for a protein of 310 amino acids.
AGCGUCAUCUCCUGCCUUUGUCUUGGUGCGUGCAGCCAGCUUGCGACAACAUCUGCGACAACUCACCCAACUCAUCUUCUCGAUCCAGCUUUGUCUUCAACAACAGCCUGGCGGUGCCAUGGAUUCCUCAAAUCACCUUCCUCGACCUAUCAGGCCGUUACAACGGCCUGUAUCUUAUAUAUCACGAGCGUUGACCGCAGCUUCAUAUCCUCUGCUAGGCAUCUAUUACUUCUUACGUCAUCCAGCAUACUAUCCUCUCUUCGCCAGCCGCUUACUUCCUCUCACCAUCAUCUCUUUCUUAGUAUACGCCAUACUCUUCACAUUCGCAUUCCUGCCUCAGUAUGCCUUUUUGGCCAUUUUCCAUGGUUGGGGCGCAUGGGUCAAUGCAGUGGUGCUGGUCCUAGGCGAAGGUCUAGUCAUUAUUCAGGGCUUAUUCGAGGGCUUCUUUGUCGACGAAUGCCGUGUGGAUGCAUUCGAUGCAACCCUCAUCGAUAAAGGCCUCCAAAGCCUCGUUUCGCCACACCGACUGCUCUUUUUAGAUGCGCCCAACUCCGUCAAGAAACUUGGCAAGCCAACCACCGCCGCCGUCUACCAACCAUGGAGCCUCAUCCAAAUCAUCGAGCUAAUCGCAUGUCUGCCACUAAACCUAAUCCCCUACGUUGGCACGCCAGCCUUCAUCAUCAUCACAGGUAGCCGACUAGGUACAUUCUCGCAAUACAGAUGGUAUGACCUGAGGGGCUUGACGAAGAAGGAGCGCAAGAGGGAGAUCAAGAGCAGAUCGUGGGAGUACAUAUGGUUUGGCACCGUCGCCAUGCUUCUCGAACUCGUGCCCAUUCUAUCUCUGUUCUUCCUCUUGACGUGUUCGACGGGCGCGGCACUGUGGGCAGCUGACAUCGAACACCAAGCGAGAAGACCACUAACUCCCGUCCCCGCCCCUGUCCAUGCCCAUGCUCCUCCCCCUAGUGCUCUGGCUGCUGUUUCUAUCCCAGAAGAAUCGCAAGAGUAUGAUCCUGAUGAGCCACCCCCGCCGUAUGUGGACAACCCUGUAUGAUCAAGUCACAGUUGUAGAUGGGCUAAUUGAAUAUCCCCGGUGGAUCUUUAUACCUGAAUUCUCAUUUUUACUUCUGGCUUUUAUCCCUUCUUCCCGUAUCGGCCAUGAUCUAUACCUGACCCUUUUGUUCGGGGCCCAACUUCCUAUUAUGUAGUAUUUACUAUGUAUCCUAUCGGGAAUAGUUCAAUGUUGUGAUACAAGAUCCACGUUCCAAAUGUCAAUUUCACAUAUGCAAGCAAGUCUAAGUAGUACCAGCUGGGACAUACUAUGAUGCACUUGCAUACUAAUAACAUUGAAACCUUGAACUGCACAUGCAUCACUAAAGGGGAUUAAGUGCACCUUCAUUGAAUCUUACAAUAUAGUGGUGCUUACUUUAAGCAUGUACGUAUGCUGCCUAGCCGUUGCCGAAGCCGAUCUUUUCAAGAAGGGCCCGGAACUCACGCCCGCACUCAUGAAUGCCAGCUAUUUCAGAAAGG